Staurois parvus is the source of this 347-nucleotide messenger RNA. Lineage: Eukaryota; Metazoa; Chordata; Amphibia; Anura; Ranidae. The record is from the annotation of a GenBank genome assembly.
UCAUGCUGCUGCCAGGUCCAGAGUGGUCUCAUGGGUCCCUGUACGGCCUCCCAUUGCUGCUGUCUCCAUCGCCACACUCUGCCAUGUGCCACUUUCAGGUCUCCUCACACUGCUGGUGUGUUCCAUUUUUUGUCAUAGGGUGCUGGCAGAUUACGGGCCUCCCAUUGCUGCUGCCAGGCCCUAAUCUGCCAUGGGCCCCUGUACACCGCCUCCUCAUGCUGCUGCCAGGUCCACAGUGUCUCAUCAUGGGUCCCUGUACGGCCUCCCAUUGCUGCUGUCUCCAUCGCCACACUCUGCCAUGUGCCACUUUCAGGUCUCCUCACACUGCUGGUGUGUUCCAUUUUUUG